Messenger RNA from Lycium barbarum (goji berry), 1796 nucleotides. Its product is annotated as alcohol acyl transferase 1 allele GSa-like. The transcript has 2 exons. The record is from RefSeq and is a predicted model, not a curated record. Gene Ontology annotation, molecular function: acyltransferase activity, transferring groups other than amino-acyl groups. NCBI's taxonomy places the organism in Eukaryota, Viridiplantae, Streptophyta, Magnoliopsida, Solanales, Solanaceae. Bases 104 to 1471 code for a protein of 455 amino acids.
UUGAUGCAGUUCAAACUCUAUAAAUCUAAUUCCAAAUAUUUGCCAAAAAUACAUACUUUUAUUACGAUAUAUCUAUUUAAAUAUUUCAGAAACCACUCUCAUCAUGCGCUACUCUUUCUUUUCACAAAUUGCACGGCGCUUGGCACACACUAUGCCAAUUUCAAUAACACAUCACAAGCCAAAAUUAGUAGUACCAGCAAAAGUAACACCUCGUGUGACAAAACAUCUUUCUGACAUAGAUGAUCAAGGGAGUGUACGUCUCCAUGUUCCCAUAUUAAUGUUUUACAAAAAUAAUUCUUCAAUGAAAGGUAAAGAUCCAGCAAAAUUUAUCAAUGAUGGAUUGUCUAAAGCACUAGUGUUUUACUAUCCAUUAGCUGAUAGGCUCAUUGAAGGGCCUAAUAAGAAACUUAUGGUGAAUUGCAAUAGUGAAGGAAUCUUGUUUGUUGAAGCUGAUGCCAAUGUGGAGCUUGAGAAAUUAGGAGAGUCAAUUAAACCACCAUGUCCAUACUUGGAUUUACUACUGCACAAUGUUCCUGGUUCUGAUGGGAUCAUUGGCUGCCCUCUUUUGUUAGUUCAGGUGACCCGUUUUAGUUAUGGGGGAUUUGUUGUUGGAAUCAGAUUGAAUCACACUAUGAUGGAUGGCUAUGGCAUGAAAUUGUUUCUAAAUGCAUUAAGUGAACUAAUUCAAGGAGCUGAUGCACCUUCCAUAUUACCUGUAUGGCAAAGGGAUCUCCUAAGUGCUAGAUCAUCACCCCGCAUUACAUGUACUCACCAUGAGUUUGAUGAGCAAAUUGGAUCAAGAAUUGCAUGGGAAUCCAUUGAAGACAAGUUGAUACAACAAUCAUUUUUCUUUGGAAAUAAAGUGAUGGAAGCCAUCAAAAAUCAAGUUUCUCCAAAUUGCGGAUGUACAAAAUUCGAGUUAUUAUUGGCAAUUUUAUGGAAAUGUCGUACAGUUGCUCUUGAUUUGCACCCCGAAGAAAUUGUUCGUUUGACGUAUAUCGUUAGUAUAAGAGGAAAAUCACUAAAAUCUGAACUUCCACCAGGAUAUUACGGGAAUUCGUUCGUUGCUCCAGCGGCAACAUCAAAAGCAGGAUUGUUAUGUUCUAAUCCACUGACAUAUGCAGUUGAAUUAGUCAAGAAAGUUAAAGAUCAUAUAAAUGAAGAGUACAUUAGAUCAGUGGCAGAUUUAAUAGUAAUUAAAGGGAGACCAGAGUUGACGAAAUCUUGGAAUUUCAUUGUCUCAGAUAAUAGAUAUGUUGGAGUUGACGAAUUUAAUUUUGGAUGGGGAAAGCCCGUUUUCGGAGGUGUUCCAAAAGCUAUAUCUUUAAUUAGUUUUGGUGUGCCUGUAAAAAAUGACAAGGGAGAAAAAGGUAUUUUGAUAGCUAUAAGUUUGCCUCCACUGGCCAUGAAAAAAUUUCAAGAAGUUGUAUACAAGAUGACUUUCAAAAAUGUGGAAGGAGUGUCAACAUAAUUUCAAAGAUUAAGGCUUUUUCUGCCUUUCUCAUCAAUGCUAUUUUGGGAAUGAUUAAAUCAGAAUUAUGGAGCUUGUAAUAAUAUUCUAUCCUCUUCCUAUUAGAAUGCACUUGUCCAUCAUAUAUAGUACGUAUAAAUCAAGGAUCUGUUUCAAUUUAAUUAUACAAAGCUAUUUGACUAAGCACGGAGUUUAUGAAAGAAAUAAACGCUUCUAGAACUUGUGAUCUUAAAAAAUUUCAUGAGCUAUUCGUGGAUAUAAAAAGCAUGUCAUUGAAGGUUCAAUUGAGAUCUUAAGAGACUACAUGAAAUCACAAUGUCAUCUA